ACUGCUUGGAGUUUUAUGUCAGAUUUCGUCAUGGCUAGAGGAGGUGCGGAAACACUGAAGAUCGUCCACAAGACUGAAGACGAGUCAUGUAUUACAUUUCUGCUGGAAAACGAAGAUCACACACUGGGCAAUGCUCUCAGGUACAUGGUGAUGAAAAACCCCGCAGUACAGUUUUGUGGGUACGCGAUCCCACAUCCGUCGGAACGGACGAUUCAUUUGCGGAUUCAAAUAAAAGAGGGUCAGGGCUCGGCAGUUAAUGCGCUUGAGAAAGGUCUUCAGGACCUCAGAGAUCUUUUCGAAGCAGUGCACGCAACAUUCGAGGAAACCGUUGCAGCAUAUAAAGAAACGAUGCCAGCGUAGAAAUCGCCAUCUUAGACACAGUAUCUAGGGUGACGGUGUAUAUACUGUCGGUGCAAGUAGUCAGAUGUACACAUUAAUAAAUCUGUUUAUAAACGUUUGCCUGUUUCGAGAAAGUCCACAGAUUUGUCAUCGAUUAUAUAAAUAGUGGGAGAGUGUGCGGUAAAAAGACCCAUCGGAAGAAAAACGUAAAGGUGGUUAUUGGAAAACCAAAUUGAGGAUCAUUUGAUUACGCAAAAUAUUGGCAUGCUGGAUGUUCAAACCGAUGUAUGUAUCUGUUAUAUCCUUAAUAACUAGUAACGAUCUUUUUUGGUUCAAUUGAAGAAACCUUGCGUUAAGCCUAUUAGAUGACAACAAACAUAACAGUGUAUUUUACUCAGUUAAAAAUAACUCUAAACCGUAAACAAAUCAUGCCAUAUCUUUGCCUAAGCAAGGUUACGCGCUUGAACCGAAAAAAAAGAAAGAGUCAUUCCUUCGUAUUAUCUGAUAUUUCGAAUUUUUUGAAUAUGGGAUGUAAUUUUGUCCUUUACCUAUUCGUGGCUACAUAAGGGAAGUUUCGCACAGCAACCUAAUUUUAAAUUAUACAUACAUAUGCUUCUAACAAAUGAGCUAAGCGUAUCGUUUCCUCGACUACCAGUACUCAAAACGCCAUCCCCAAGCUCGUUUCUCGUUGAGGUCCUUUUUAACAUAUCCUUCGCACCGAUAAAUUACUUUGCAGUUUGCUGAUGCUUGUUACCAACUGUAUUUUCGUACUUACGAACAGUUCAUCAUAUAAACUUGAUAGAAAAUCAAGCAUGAUAGAUAUGUCUGCAUUUAUUUCAAAUACGGAAGGUGCUUGACUAAAAAAAGACUUCUGAAAAAAAAUCUGAUUUCGGGAGGGCGUUUUAUUACAAAGUUGUCCGCCAACUUAUCCUGUUCGUUAUUGUUAGGUUUUUAGUUCUCCGUCUGUGCGUUGUACUUAAAUUCCAGUAACCGUGAUUAUAAUGUUUGCCUAUUAAAUUCUUACUUCUUGAGUAUUCUAGAUCAAUGGCCUAGGUUUACUAAAAUCGUUUUCUUAAAUCUAUAUGCGUGUUGCGUUAUUUAAUGAACUUUAAGUAGCAGUUCUAAGCAUCAAUUUCCUUGAGUUUACCAUUAAAACUGGAAAGUUUUAUUAAUCGUAGUGAUACUUGUGUUCGAGUACUUAAUUAAGACGCACUUAAAGGUGAGACGAAGUGACGUCGCCUAACCUCGAAAACCUAAUCAUUAUAAGUGUUGCUAUUAAAGAAGCUUUUGUUUUUAUUUUGGGAAAAUAUAAUGUUUCUGAAUUGGUUGCCAGUCCGUUUGCUUAUGAAAACGUUGCUAAAAAUGACCUGAAGGCAUAAACCGUCGUCAACGAACUUAAGUGACACGUAGUACUUGCAUUGGAUGCCUCAACGUUUUUGCUGUGGGCAUAGACGCAUUUAUCUUCGAUACCUUAAAGCUUAUAAUGAUAGUCAGAUAAUACGAGGAUAAUAGUCACCGACGAGUGGGUUGUGUAUGUGUGUGUUAUGGGAUUGUGGUACAAAAAACGUUGUU
Molecule: messenger RNA, 1911 nt
Organism: Varroa destructor (honeybee mite)
Lineage: Eukaryota; Metazoa; Arthropoda; Arachnida; Mesostigmata; Varroidae
Gene: Polr1D
Product: RNA polymerases I and III subunit AC2 l(2)37Cg
Biological process (GO): transcription elongation by RNA polymerase I; transcription by RNA polymerase III
Cellular component (GO): RNA polymerase III complex; RNA polymerase I complex
Molecular function (GO): protein dimerization activity; DNA binding
Source: RefSeq, a predicted model, not a curated record